This is a messenger RNA of Prunus dulcis (almond), 1840 nucleotides long. RefSeq lists its product as uncharacterized. The record is from RefSeq and is a predicted model, not a curated record. NCBI's taxonomy places the organism in Eukaryota, Viridiplantae, Streptophyta, Magnoliopsida, Rosales, Rosaceae. The transcript is spliced from 2 exons. The coding region runs from base 181 to 1674 and encodes 497 amino acids. Gene Ontology annotation, molecular function: protein binding.
AAAAAAAAAAUCCCACCCGACUAAACAUUUUCGUGUAAAACCAAAAUCACACCCAAAAUCUUUCCAUUUUCUCCUAUCUCCCACCGAAUCCAAGAUCACCAAAACUCUGGUCAUUUCCCAUGGCUCCCAAAUCCCAACCUUAAUCUUCACUCCUCGUCGUCUUCCUCCUCCUUUUCUCCAAUGGAGAACUACCCCUACCCGGACUCCCGCGAGUCCUCUCCUCGCUCCCGCGAAAUCGACUGCGAAACUGCCUCCUGGGCCGACGACCAACCACCGUCCGCCACGUCCACCUAUAAGGUCAAGUUCAUGUGCAGCUACGGGGGUAAAAUCCAGCCCCGCCCGCAUGACCACCAGCUCGCCUACGUCGGCGGCGACACCAAAAUCCUCGCCGUAGAUCGCAACAUCAAGCUCUCCGCUUUCGCCUCCAAGCUCGCCUCCCUCUGCGACACACCCAACGACGUCGUCUGCUUCAAGUACCAGCUCCCCGGCGAAGAUCUCGACGCCCUCAUAUCCGUCACGAACGACGAGGACCUCGAACACAUGAUGAUCGAGUACGACCGCCUCUACCGCGCUUCCGCUAAACCCGCAAGGCUCAGGCUUUUCCUCUUCCCUCUCGGCAACAACCCUUCCGCUAGCUUCGGCUCCAACGAGAGUAAGUCGGAGCGGCAGUGGUUCGUCGACGCUCUGAAUUCGGUUCAGAUUGGCUCUCCCGAUGGUUCUUCUCCGACGGCUCCGGUCACGGCGUCGCCGGCGAACCCCGAUUUCUUGUUCGGGUUCGAUAAGGGGUACUCGGCUGUACCGGUUCAGAAAUUUCCCGAAUCGGUUACUCCUCCGACGGUUCCCGAUUCGCUUGUGAAAAACCCUCUGGUUGGAUCGGAGGAUCGGCAGGUGGUCGGAGAACAGGUGAUGUCUCAGGUGGAGAUUCAGAGGCAGAUCCAGGAGUUGCAGAGGAUGCAAAUCGCCGCUGGUCAUGAGCCGACGACGAUCUAUCAUCGGAAAAGCGACGAAAUCGGAAAUCCUAGGGCUUAUACCCCCGAUUACUACUCUCAGAAACUUCCAGAAAACCUAGCACCAGUGCAAGGAUCUUCUCCGGUGGCAAUGUCGACACCUGUGCAAAUGCCUACUGCCUAUAUGCCGGAGAGGCACAUGAACACUGGGGGUUAUCCGGUGGCGGCUGGUCAGUCUGGACCGGACCAGCCAGUUUACCUCAUUUCAACGCCGACCGGGGUGUACCAGGCACCGGCUCAUAGACCCGCGACUGGACCGGUUGGUCAGGCGUACUAUGGAGUACCGCAGAGGAUGGUACCGGAGGUGUACCGAGACGCUCAGGCAUACAAUACUGCAGUGGCAGCACAGCAAGCUCAGCAAGUGCAGCAAGUGCAGCAAGCUCAGCAAGUGCAGCAAGCUCAGCAAGUGCAGCAAGCUCAGCAAGUGCAGCAAGCUCAGCAAGCUCAGCAAGCUCAGCACGCUCAACAAGCACAGCAGGCUCAGCAGGCAAAGGUUGGAGCUUAUAGCGAAGGGUUUGCACAGGUUGGAUACGAAGCGGUUGGGAGGCAGGUGUACUACACAACAGCUGGAGGUGUCGUUUCCUCAUAUCAAACGGUGGCCCCGGUGGCAGUAGACGGAAGACAAGGUGGUGUUGGUGCGUUGAAUCAAAUUCAAGACGACAAGUGACAAGAACCAAGAUAAAGAUAUUGGCAAUAUGUUAACAUUUGGGCCUGAUAUGUAGCUGCUUUGGUUAUCCAGAAAGUGGAUCCCUGCAUCGAUACAAGUAUUUUAUUCAAAACCUUGUGACUUUUGGUAUCUAUUCAUUAUUAAUCUGCGGGUGUGGUGGAAAUUA